CGGACCGGCCGGGCCGGGACUCGGGCCGGGGUGAGCGGAGGGGUCUGCGCGGCCGCCCGGCCCGGCCGCGGAUCAGGUGCCUGGGACCAUGGGCCUUGGGCCCUGAGGACACGGGCUCCCCGUGGCCAUGACGACGGGCGAAUGCUGCCACCUCCCCGGCUCCCUGUGCGACUGCUCCGGCAGCCCCUCCUUCUCCAAGAUCGUGGAGGCCACGGGCCUCGGGCCACCCCAGUAUGUGGCGCAGGUGACUUCAAGGGACGGCCGGCUCCUCUCCACUGUCAUCCGGGCCUUGGACGCGCCGAGCGAUGGUCCCUUCUGCCGGAUCUGCCAUGAGGGAGCCAACGGGGAGAGCUUGCUGUCUCCGUGUGGCUGUACCGGCACUCUGGGCGCCGUGCACAAGAGCUGUCUAGAGAGGUGGCUCUCCUCAUCCAACACCAACUACUGCGAGCUGUGCCACACGGAGUUUGCGGUGGAGAAGUGUCCCCGGCCCCUCAUAGAGUGGCUGAGGGACCCGGGGCCGCGGACGGAGAAGCGGACACUCUGCUGCGACAUGGUGUGCUUCCUGUUCAUCACGCCUCUGGCUGCCAUCUCGGGCUGGCUGUGCCUGCGAGGGGCCCAGGACCACCUCCGGCUCCACAGCCGGCUCGAGGCCGUGGGGCUCAUCGCCCUCACCAUCGCCCUCUUCACCAUCUACGUCCUCUGGACGCUGGUCUCCUUCCGCUACCAUUGCCAACUGUACUCCGAGUGGAGAAGGACCAACCAGAAAGUGCGCCUGAAGAUCCAGGAUGUGGAUGGCCCCGAGGGCCCCCAGCCCUCCCUGCUGGCAGCCGGACUCCUGAAGAAGGUGGCAGAGGAGACGCCUGUGUGAAGGCCAGGCUGGCAGGGCCAGCGGCAGCUGGCGAUGCCCUGGCGUUUGGAGGGACGGAAACUGCCCGACUCUUCCUGCACGGCCAGAACGCUUUUUAGGCCAAGAGACACCGAGCAGAGCCGAUUCUGUGAUCCCGUGUGAAGAUACUUUCAGACUGUUUUGCACACGGUUGUACCCGAGGAGGUGGACGUGGUCCUGAGCUUCGGACGGAUCAGGCACCCUGAUCUCAUUCUGAGGUCCACUCGGCCCCUCCGGGGCCAGCAGCUGUGGCCAUGGGCGAGCCGAGGGUGUCCAUCGGGCCGGAAGGUUCCACAAGCUUCUUGCGCUUCUCCACACCUGGCAGGCUCGCUUUCCCGGCACCCUUGACUUCAUCAAGUUGCACCGUGUUUCAAAAACCCACCCCGAAUGAAUAAAAGGAGCCCUUGCUGGACAAAACGGACUUGUCAGUUACGUUUCUGAACCAAGGCCUCAAGUGAGGGACCUGGGACCCCAGGGCAGCCGGGGACCACAAACAGGUGAAAAAAACAACAACAGAGGCCCUCUGCUGGUUUUGAGGGAUCUGUUAUGAAACACACCGGAAGAAGCAAAGUCUGAGUUUUCAAGUGAAAAGCAGGUAGCAGGGUUAUAUAAUAAAUGGUUUAAAAUCGCUAUGCAUAAGGAGAACAGUUUCCACUUACUUUGCAUCUCCAGAUGCCACGCUGGUGUACUUACUAAUCACUAACGUCCACACUUCUCGAGGGUUCCUCAGUUCUGAGCCUGCACAGGCAUCCUCUCUCUGCCUUUUAGACCAUCCUUGAGGGGAGGAAUGGCUGCUGCCUCCAUUUUACGGAUGAGAAGACUGGGGCCCAGAGCAAGGAAGCCUCUGUCUAAGGUUGCACAGCUCUAGGAAGGAGAGUUGGGGUUGACCUUGGGUCUUCGUGGGCCUAGUGCUGAGCUCUAAGCUUGCCUUCCAGGAGGACUCAGGAAAAGCAGCAGAAUAUGGUUGUGCUAAUAACCACAUGUACUUCUUGAGCACUUUCUGAGCUUUUCACGUGGAAGGGUUCUCUGCAUUGGGCCGCAUUUCAUACUCAGAGCAGCCCUGAAAGGUGGGUUCUGGACUUCUCUUAUUAAUCCCAUUUGCACAUAAGCAAACUGAGGCUCAGAGCAGUGGGGUCGCUCACCCAAGAUCACACCUCCCUGACGGACCUAGCACAGUGUCUGGAAUGUUCUAUUGUUUUCAGCAUGAAGCCCUGUCUGGUAUGUGGUUCACCCACGGAGUAAAAAAACCCUUUCCACCCCAGCGUAGAAGGGCCAGAGGCAGCCAGCCUGGCCACGGGAAUGGAGGGAACAGUAAAGGGCACAGGCCUGGAGGCUGGAACUUGUGUGGCCUGUAGGAGGAGCAGUGUGGCAGACGUGAUUGCUGGAGCAGCGAGACUGAGGGGCAGGAGAGAGGCAGUUAGAAAGACGAGCAGGGCUUUGUAGGCAUCUGGGGUCUGCAGAAACCCAGGACCUUAUCCAAGCGCAAUCGCUCUGCUGGCGCUCAGGGGCCCUUCUGGCAUCUGCAUCUUCUCUCUCUACACAGGCCCAGCACCCACCUCUCUCAGGCCAAUUUUGGAUUGUGGUGCCCCUGGAGGUGAUGCAAAGAGGCCCCAGGACAUGCCAUUGUGAAAAGAGCUGUUUCCUUUGCAAAUCUCUUCUAAUACUUUCAAUUACAUCAAGGAGAAAGUUGUAGGUUGGGCUAGACUGUCUUAAAUGACCCUUAACCUAAGGGAGGAGAGAACAAGCCUCAGGCUCAGAGCCUUUGGCAGCAUGCACAACUGAAUUCACACUUGAAUAGCAUCAUCUUCUUAUUUAUUUUUUACAGUUAGCUGUUUAUAGCAAGUUUUCAUAUA
Molecule: messenger RNA, 2739 nt
Organism: Diceros bicornis minor
Lineage: Eukaryota; Metazoa; Chordata; Mammalia; Perissodactyla; Rhinocerotidae
Gene: MARCHF2
Product: membrane associated ring-CH-type finger 2
Exons: 5
Coding region: 128-868 (246 amino acids)
Biological process (GO): protein ubiquitination
Molecular function (GO): zinc ion binding; ubiquitin-protein transferase activity
Source: RefSeq, a predicted model, not a curated record